Podarcis raffonei (Aeolian wall lizard) is the source of this 3801-nucleotide messenger RNA. RefSeq names its product BEN domain containing 3 (gene BEND3). Lineage: Eukaryota; Metazoa; Chordata; Lepidosauria; Squamata; Lacertidae. Gene Ontology annotation, biological process: rDNA heterochromatin formation. The coding region runs from base 286 to 2769 and encodes 827 amino acids. The transcript has 4 exons. The record is from RefSeq and is a predicted model, not a curated record. Gene Ontology annotation, molecular function: DNA binding. Gene Ontology annotation, cellular component: heterochromatin.
AUGCACAUUCUCUGUCCCGGGUGGCCGCAGCAGCAGCAGCUCCUCGGGGCUCAGUGUCCUUGUGCGGAAAUGACACACGGUCCCGUCACGUCACGCGAGAGCGCAGCGCGCGGACCCCCUCUCUCUCGCGCACACGGACACACAAGCACAUACACAAAGAGCUAAGUGGGAGGGGAAGACACGGGAGCCAGCCACGGCCGCGCUUAUAAAACACCCACCCAAGACCAAGGGGGGCCCUCACCCUCUUUUCCCCACAGUGCCUAAGAAGGACCCAGAAUACAGAAUAUGAAUUCAGAUGAAUUGUUUGAUGAUGAAGAAAAUGCUGAAGUUAUUAUCAAAAAUAUUAUGAAAGUAGAAACAGACAAAGAAGAUGAAGUCCUAGACUGCUCCGUAAUAUCAAGACCUGAAAAAAACACGCUGGAUGGUUUAGUGACUUCUCUGCAAGAAACCAAUAAACGAAAACGGACCUUGUUUGGUUGUGAUAGCUCAGGAAGCCACCAAGAAAUUCUACCAAGUCUGAAAAAAAGAGGCCUUACACAAGAGGGCCUUCUUUCAAACUUGAUGCACAGAGAUGGAUCACCUACUCAGGAAGAUGUGGAACAGCUAAACAAGAGCAAGAAUCCUAGCAUAACGUGGCUCGGUGAAGAAGAAGCCUUAAAUAACACAAUCAUGCCAUCAUAUAAGAAACCUCUGUAUGGGAUCUCACACAAAAUUACAGAGAAGAAAAAUCUGCCAGGAACAGAGCAGUUCACUUCCUAUGAGUUGUUUGAAAAGGUUAAUCCUAGCAGUCCUUCCAAUCUUCGGACAUUGAAUGAGCAACGUAAAAGAGAUAUGAGUGCUAUCACACCUGUUGCUUCUGAGUCCGACCCAAAUAUAUAUUCUUUGAUACAAAAAAUGUUUUACACACUUAAUACCUUAAAUUCCAACAUGACUCAGCUUCACAGCAAAGUAGACUUGUUAUCACUAGAAGUCAGUCGAAUUAAAAAGCAUGUCAGCCCUACAGAUGCUGUAGCAGAAUUCCGGCCACCACCUGAGUACCAGCUGACUGCCUCAGAACUCAAACAGAUCAUGGAUCAGAGUACAUCAGGUGGAGAUUUGGCUUGCCGACUACUGGUACAGCUUUUUCCAGAGCUCUUCAGUGAGGAUGAGUUAAGCAGGACCUGCAGUACCUGUGGCUAUCUUAACAAAAAGAAACUUGAGUCCCUUCAUCUACAGCUCAUCCGAAAUUACGUAGAAGUCUGUUAUCCUUCUGUGAAGAAUCCUGCGGUUUGGCAGGCAGAGUGUUUGCCUCAGGUCAAUGACUUUUUCAGUAGCUUUUGGGCACAGAGAGACAUGGAAAAUAGUCAGCCAGACUUACAGUCCUCCAGUUUUUAUGAGACUGAUCAAGUUAUUGAUGAUAAGGAAGAGGAUGAAGCUCUGCCCAUGGACAGGAGUAGUUCCAUUGCCUCUGAAUGGGUAUUUGAUGCUCAGGAUAUAAAUGAAUUUUUAGAUGAAGCUUCCUCUCCUGGAGAGUUUUGUGUCUUUUUAUUACAUAGAUUGUUUCCAGAACUCUUUGAUCACAGAAAGUUGGCUGAGAGAUAUAGCUGUUAUGGAGAAUGUGGAAAACAAGAGCUUGACCCGCAGCGACUUCAGGUAAUUCGCAGGUACACAGAGAUUUAUUUUCCUGCUAUGCAGGAGAGAAAGGCCUGGUUGCAGCAUUGUGUCCAGCGAAUAAAUGAUGAACUUGAAAGCAUGUAUAUGGAUGACAGUGAGAGUGAACAGAUGAGAGAGGAUUGCUAUGAUUCUUCUAGUUUGCCUGAUGAUGUAUCUAUUAUAAAAGUGGAAGAUAAUUUUGAAUAUGAAAGGCCAGGCAGAAGGUCAAAAAAGAUUUGGCUUGUGCCUAUAGACUUUGAUAAGCUUGAUAUCCCUUCUCCUGAUUUUGAUGUCCCUAUUCCAGACUACCUGUUAAGCAAGGAGCAGCUUAAGAACAUAUAUGAGAGCAGUUUGUCAAUUGGCAAUUUUGCUUCUCGAUUGCUAGUUCAUUUAUUCCCUGAACUGUUUACCCAUGAAAACUUAAGGAAGCAAUAUAAUUGUAGUGGAUCACUGGGUAAGAAACAACUUGAUCCUGUUAGGAUUAAAUUAAUUCGACAUUAUGUGCAAAUGCUAUAUCCAAGAGCGAAGAAUGAUCGAGUGUGGACAUUGGAAUUUGUUGGAAAACUUGAUGAAAGAUGUCGUCGAAGAGAUACAGAGCAAAGACGCACAUACCAACUGCAGCGAAAGGUCCAUGUGCCAGGACCUGAAAGGAGAGAAUUUUUGACCUAUGCAAUAAACCCGGAAAGAUUUAAAGAAGAAUUUGAAGGACCGCCAUUGCCUCCGGAAAGAAGCAACAAAGAUUUUUGCAAGAUACCACUUGAGGAACUUGUUGUUCCUCCUCCAGACUUUCCUGUGCCUUCUCUGUAUCUGCUGUCUGACAAGGAAGUAAGAGAAAUAGUACAGCAGAGCCUUUCAGUUGGUAACUUUGCUGCCAGACUUCUUGUAAGACUUUUUCCAGAGCUGUUUACUUCAGAUAACCUCAGACUGCAAUACAACCAUUCAGGGGCUUGUAACAAAAAGCAGCUCGAUCCUGUCAGACUGAGACUAAUCCGUCAUUAUGUUGAAGCUGUUUAUCCUGUUGAGAAAAUGGAUGAAGUGUGGCAUUAUGAAUGUAUACCAAGCAUUGAUGAAAGAUGCAGACGUCCCAAUAGAAAAAAGUGUGAUAUACUGAAAAAAGCCAAGAAAGCAAAAAAGUGAUGGGAUCUUUUUAGUUUCCAAAGAUGUUGACCACUAAGUUAUUUAGAAGCAGACUGAGACAUCAGUCAGCCUGCUUUAGACUAAUACUCAGAAUAUUCACUCAGCAUUAGGGCAACUGAUAAGAAAAAUGUUGCUCUAACACAUACGGGAAAGGGCAAUACAGUGAGGAUGGGGGAAAGGGGUGUAGGACUAUCCAGUGGGAAUGUCACUUAGAAGAACCUAUUGAAAUGAAUGCAUAUUGUGGGAAAAGAUGUAACUCCAUUUCAGGAUGCCUGGAUGUAGGCUAGGUUUCUUAUAGUGCCCUUGCUACCUACCUGAAUUGGUACACAGCAAAUAAUCAUAAAUUAUUACAGAUGUUCCAGUAGCAUCUCAUUUAAAUAUAAUCAUCAGUGAAAAUAAAUUAUAUAGUUUUAAAAUUUUUAAUUGGUUUUUUAGCAGUGAGUAGUCUCGUGCUCUUUAAAACAGUUUCUGUAGGUACCUUUAAUCAGUCAUUUGGAAACUAACUAAUUUUUUAAUUUUUCAAAGCUGUAGUUUUCGAAGUGCCAUACUCUUUGAAAAAGAGUAGAGAAUCAAGACAGUUUCUGAACUAAUUACAGCUACUCCUUGUAUUAGUUUGAAUAUUGGGAGAGUGAAGUACUACAAAAUCAAUGAACAGAAAAGUUACAAUUUUCUUUAAAGGUUUCCCAUUUUGUUGCUGAAUGGUUGUAAAAGUUAAGAUUAUGAUCAUGGCAUUAUUUAACAUGUGUUAAGUUCGUAGUACCAAUACUUCAGUUGUUAGUCAUCUAAGUUAUUCCAUUGUCCUCAGUGUGACUUCUUGGUAUAAAAGCUACUGGUAUAAGCAUAGGUUGUGAACUAGACUCUUGCCCUGUAUCAGUAGAAUAUGGUGCUAUUACCUGUUAUUCUCACUACUUAUAUUUAAAAAAUACUUGAAUUGAGGAAUGUACAAAAACAUUUAAGCCCAUAUUAUUUUUGUUAGCAAAAUGAUUGCAGCCUUUGAAAAGUUCAAAAUAUUAAAUAUUAUAUGUAUCUAUA